This is a messenger RNA of Anguilla anguilla (European eel), 3469 nucleotides long. It is a transcript of the gene uba6, whose product is annotated as ubiquitin like modifier activating enzyme 6. Gene Ontology annotation, molecular function: SUMO activating enzyme activity. The transcript has 33 exons. Gene Ontology annotation, cellular component: cytoplasm; SUMO activating enzyme complex. The coding region runs from base 153 to 3236 and encodes 1027 amino acids. Lineage: Eukaryota; Metazoa; Chordata; Actinopteri; Anguilliformes; Anguillidae. Gene Ontology annotation, biological process: protein sumoylation. The record is from RefSeq and is a predicted model, not a curated record.
GCUUGCAGAAUAUGACCACGUGAUCACAGUAUUCGUAACCCGGAACAAGUAGCUAUUUCUAGUCAUUCAUUCGCUACUGCUGCUUAUGGUCCUCGCCAUACUGACAGAUUCUUUGUGGAACAGAGACUUGGACUCCCCCCCUCCCCCCCAGAAUGGCAGCCGACCCAAUGGAGAUUGAUGACUCACUGUACAGCCGGCAGCGGUAUGUGCUGGGCGACAGCGCCAUGCAGCAGAUGGCACAGUCCUGCGUGUUCCUCAGCGGCCUGGGAGGACUGGGAGUGGAGAUCGCAAAGAACAUAGUCCUAGCGGGUGUGAAGGCAGUGACGCUCCACGACACAAAGCAGUGCGAGGCCUGGGACCUGGGCACAAACUUCUUCAUUCACGAGGAGGACGUCCUGAAGCAGAGGAAAAGGGUGGCAGCAGUGCACUCACGUGUGGCAGAACUGAACCCCUAUGUCCAGGUCCACCAGUCCAGCUCCUCCCUGGACCAGAACACCGACCUCAGCUUCCUGAAGAACUACCAGUGUGUGAUUCUGACUGAAGCCCGACUGCAGCUGCAGAAGAAGGUCGAUGACUUCUGCCACUCACAGCAGCCGCCGAUCAAAUUCAUUGGCUGUGACGCAUACGGGAUCUGUGCUCGGGUCUUCUGUGACUUUGGGGACUCGUUCGAGGUGUCGGACCCGACCGGAGAAGAGCCCAAGGAGGUCUUUGUGCAGAGCAUCACGCAGGAUAACCCAGGGGUGGUGACCUGCAUGGACAGCCGGACCCACGGCCUUCAGACGGGUCAGAGCGUCGUGUUCCGCGAGGUCCAUGGCAUGACCGAGCUGAACGGCACCGCCCGGCAGAUCACAGUGCUGUCCCCUUACAGCUUUUCCAUUGGAGACACGUCCUCACUGCAGCCCUACGCUCACGGCGGGAUCUUCCUCCUGGUGAAGACGCCCAAAACCUUCAGCUUUAGAAGGAUGGGCGAGCAGCUUUUGGAGCCUCAGGUUCUCACCCCCGAUUUCAGCAAACCAGAGGCUCCGCUGCAGAUCCACGCUGCCCUGCUGGCUCUCGACUCAUUCCAGGAGCAGCACCACAGACUGCCCAACGUUGGGUGUCUCCAGGAUGCAGAGGUGUUGGUGAAACUGACGGAGGAGGUUACGGAGACGCUGAAGGACCGGGUGCCCAUGAACCCGGAGCUGGUGCGCUGUGUGUCCCGUACGGCACGGGGCCUGCUGCCCCCCCUCGCCGCCGCCGUCGGGGGCAUGGCCAGCCAGGAGGCGCUGAAGGCUCUGACGGGGAAGUUCGCCCCCCUGCAGCAGUGGUUCUACCUGGACGCCAUCGAGGUGGUGCGGCCUCUGCAGUCCCUCCCCACUGAGGAGUUCGUCCCAAAGGGGGAUCGGUAUGAUGCUCUGAGGGCCUGCAUCGGGGAGUCCAUGUGUCAGAAACUGCACCAGCUCCGGGUGUUCAUGGUGGGAUGUGGAGCCAUCGGCUGCGAGAUGCUGAAGAACUUCGCCCUGCUGGGAGUGGGUCUGGCGGAGAGUUCCGGAGAGAUCUGCAUCACAGAUCCAGAUCUGAUUGAGAAGUCAAACUUGAACCGGCAGUUUCUCUUCAGACCUCAUCACAUACAGAAACCCAAAAGCACCACCGCUGCCGCCGCCACCCUGGAGAUCAACCCUCACCUGCAGAUCGACGCCCAGCUGAACAAGGUGUCCCCCGCCACCGAGGCCGUCUACAGCGACCAGUUCUACUCCAGACUGCACCUGGUCGUCACGGCACUGGACAGCGUGGAGGCCCGGCGAUACGUGGACAGCCGCAGCGUGUCGAACCAGAAGCCCCUCCUGGACUCGGGGACGAUGGGGACGAAAGGACACACGGAGAUCAUCGUGCCGAACCUGACCGAGUCCUACAACAGCCAUAGGGACCCUCCAGAUGAGGAGAUUCCGUUCUGCACUUUGAAGUCAUUUCCUGCUGUCAUAGAGCACACUAUACAGUGGGCGAGAGAUAAGUUUGAGAGUGCGUUCACCCACAAGCCCUCCAUCUACAACAUAUUCUGGCAGUCGUACUCCUCUGCUGAGGAGGUGCUGCAGAGGAUGAAGGCGAGGGAUAGUCUGGAGGGGUCAUUCCAGGUCAUCAAGCUGCUGAGCAGGAGGCCCACUCGGUGGGAGCAGUGCGUCGCCCUGGCGCGCCUCAAAUUCGACAAGUACUUCAAGAGAAAGGCACUGCAGCUCUUGCACUCGUUUCCCAUCGGCACCCGGCUGAAAGACGGCAGUUUGUUCUGGCAGUCUCCGAAGCGACCUCCGUCUCCAAUAGAAUUCGACGUGAAGGAUCAUUUGCACUUCACCUUUAUCAUCAGUGCUGCCAGACUAUUCGCUCUUAUUUACAACAUCCCCUUCCCUGAGAAGGACCUGUCACAGGAGGCAGUGGCCAAAAUCAUCUCUGACAUUAAGAUCCCAGAAUACACGCCUGCAGAGAAGCGCAUCGAGACGGACGAGAACGCCAAGAAGCCCGACCACAUGAAGCUGAACGUGAGCAGCGAGGAGGAGAGGGAGGCCAUCAGCCAACUGGAGGAGGCCAUCGCUGCUGACUGCGUCACCCCCGAGCGCCUGUGCAUGUCCCCGGUCCUGUUUGAGAAGGACGAUGACUCAAACGGUCACAUGGACUUCGUGGCGUCCGCGUCGUCGCUGCGUGCCCGCAUGUACGGGAUCAAAGCGGCCGACCGACUCAAGACCAAGCGCAUCGCGGGAAAGAUCAUCCCCGCCAUCGCCACGGCAACGGCCGCCGUCGCCGGGCUGGUGGCACUGGAGGCUAUCAAAGUAGUGGGGGGCUAUGACUUUGAGUCCUUUAAGAACUGCUUCUUCAACCUGGCCAUCCCGGUAGUGGUGCUCACCGAAACGGCCCAAGUCAAGAGGACCCAGAUCAGAGAAAACAUCUCGUUCUCCAUCUGGGACCGCUGGACUAUCCACGGUCACGAGGACUUCACGCUGUCUGACUUCAUGAACGCAGUCCGGGAGAAGUACGGCAUUGAGCCCACCAUGGUGGUGCACGGCGUGAAGAUGCUGUACGUGCCGGUCAUGCCUGGACACAGCAAGAGGCUCAAACUCACAAUGCAGAAGCUGAUCAAGCCCUCGUCGGAGAGGCGGUACGUGGACCUGACGGUGUCCUUUGCUGCAGAGUCUGACGGGGACGAGGACCUCCCCGGCCCCCCAGUCAGGUACUACUUCAGCCAGGAGGAGCCGGCCGAGAGGGCCUGACCAGCGGGGGCCCCGGCCCGCAGACCCCGCCUCUCCCCCGCCCUGCCCUAUGGACCACUAGAAGAGUAGCACUUGACGUGACUGUGUACAUAGUUUUUCUACCGGUUUAUUUUACUGCAUAGCUUCGUCUGUGCUGACGCUGAUGCCUUAAACGAUGUUGUGUUUCAUGUGAUGCUGAUAAAAAACGUAUGGAUGAUGCAGACGGUGGAAAUAAAAUCAGUGUUGACACCUUC